Habropoda laboriosa is the source of this 453-nucleotide messenger RNA. RefSeq lists its product as uncharacterized. The coding region runs from base 1 to 453 and encodes 150 amino acids. The record is from RefSeq and is a predicted model, not a curated record. Lineage: Eukaryota; Metazoa; Arthropoda; Insecta; Hymenoptera; Apidae. The transcript has a single exon.
AUGGUGCGGUCGAUGGUCCUAUAUGGGUCACCGAUCUGGCCGGGCGACCUGAUGGCCAGAUGCCACAGCCGCGAAACGCUGCGGCGUGUAGAGAGGCGUCUGGCCGUCAGGUGCAUAAAAGGGUGCCGCACCACCUUCCACGCGGAGGCGCUGGCUCUGGCAGGACUCAUUCCAUAUGAGCUCCAGGCGGAGGGAGGCACCACCGAAUCUAGCGACAAAGCUGCGAACGCCUGUCGGCGCACCACCUCUGGACCACAGGAGGUGGUCCUGUCCAGCCUGAACAGGUGGCUGGGCAGGACCCACGGUGGACUCACCUACCAUUUGGCACAGGUGCUCACUGGAUACAGAUGCUUCGGUGAGUACCUGAGCCAAAUCGAGAAGGAGGCGACGACGCAGUGCCGCCACUGCGGAGGAGUAUACGCUGGAGGAGGCAAGUCCUCCGAAGGGUCGUAG